GUCAACUGCUGCACAGUUGAGCUGGGUUCAACUUAUAAGCUUUUCGGACGAGAAACUAAGCUCCGGCCUGGAAAGGGAGGAAGCAGUUUAAUACAGAACAGGAAUGUGAGAAUCUACUGUAUUGGGAUACAGGCUUAAGUGAAAACAAAAGACGCGAGCUAGCUGUGCUACUAUGAAGUCUGAGGCCUUGCUGCUAUAUUUUUCGCUACUACAUUUUGCUGGGGCUGGUUUCCCCGAAGACUCUGAGCCUAUCAGUAUUGCACAUGGCAACUAUACAAAACAAUAUCCGGUAUUUUUGGGUCACAAACCAGGACGAAAUAACACACUAAGACACAAGCUGGACAUUCAGCUGAUUGUGAAAAUGAAUCGAACACUCUACAUUGCUGCUAGAGACCAUAUUUACACUAUUGAAAUGGAUACAUCCUUCACAGAGCAGAUUAAUUUUAACAAAAAGUUAACAUGGCGAUCUAAACAAGCUGACAUAGACAUAUGCAGAAUGAAAGGAAAGCAUAAGGAUGAAUGUCACAAUUUCAUUAAAUUGCUUCUGAAAAGAAAUGAUAACACCUUAUUCGUCUGUGGAACAAAUGCAUUCAACCCAUCAUGCAGAAACUAUAAGUUGGACACACUGGAUGUGCUUGGAGAUGACAACAUCAGUGGAAUGGCAAGGUGUCCUUAUGAUCCAAAACAUGCCAAUGUUGCACUUUUUGCAGAAGGUAAGCUUUAUUCAGCAACUGUAACAGACUUUCUUGCAAUUGAUGCUGUUAUUUAUCGGAGCCUUGGAGAAAGUCCAACACUACGGACAGUAAAACAUGACUCAAAAUGGUUGAAAGAACCUUAUUUUGUCAAGGCUGUGGAUUACGAUGAUUAUAUCUAUUUCUUCUUUCGGGAAAUAGCUGUAGAAUACAACACCAUGGGAAAGGUCCUUUUCCCGAGGGUUGCUCGUGUCUGUAAGAAUGACAUGGGAGGUUCUCAAAGAGUAUUGGAGAAGCAGUGGACAUCCUUUGUAAAGGCUCGCCUCAACUGUUCUGUACCUGGGGACUCUCACUUUUACUUCAACAUCUUGCAGUCAGUGACAGAUGUUGUCCGUAUUAAAGGCCAUGAUGUCAUUUUAGCAACGUUUUCUACCCCUUAUAAUAGCAUUCCUGGCUCAGCAGUCUGUGCAUAUGAUAUGGAGGACAUUGCCAUGGUUUUUACUGGCCGAUUCAAAGAGCAGAAAUCCUCUGAUUCCACGUGGACGCCAGUCCCUGAAGACCGAGUUCCUAAGCCAAGGCCUGGCUCUUGUGCAGGUUCAGUAUUACUGGAAAGAUUUGGGACCUCCAACGGAUUCCCAGAUGAUACACUCAACUUUAUUAAAACACAUCCUCUCCUGGAUGAAGCUGUACCUUCAAUUGACAAUAGGCCAUGGUUUUUGAGGACAAUGGUCAGGUAUCGAUUGACCAAAAUAGCUGUGGAUACUGCUGCUGGUCCCCACCAGAAUUACACUGUUGUGUUUCUAGGGUCAGAAAAAGGAAUCAUCUUGAAGUUCCUGGCCAAAGCAAACAUGGGCUCCAUCAAUGACAGCAUCUUCCUGGAGGAGAUUAAUAUCUACAAUGCAGAGAAGUGCAGUGUUGAUGGUGUGGAAGACAGAAGAAUUGUGGGUAUGCAGCUUGAUAAGCCCAGCAACACUCUCUUUGUGGCGUUCUCCACUUGUGUCGUGAGGGUGCCUCUUGCUCGAUGUGAACGUCACAGCAAGUGCAAAAAGACAUGUGUUGCUUCUCGAGACCCCUACUGUGGUUGGCUGAAGGACGGAUUAUGUGCACAGCUAUCGUCUGCAACUAAAUCAUCAUUUGAGCAAGACAUUGAGCAUGGCAACACAGAUGGUCUGGGAGACUGCCAAAACUCCUUUGUGGCACUGAAUGACUUUUCAACCACUCCACAAGGCCAUGAAAUGUCUCGUGAUACAAUACAUGGCCACUUCAGUUCUGCCUUUUCCACCACCACCCCUCCUACAGCAAUUAAGGAGGGUUAUGAUGCCCACGGGCGGAUGCUGGACCGGAAGAAUGUUGUUGCGUCCUCUGAAAGCAUAGAUCCGUAUAUGGCUAACCCUCCACACAGUCACCAUGAUACCAACGGAGUGAUCCGUGAAAGUUACCUCAAAGGUCACGAUCAGCUUGUUCCAGUUACCCUUUUGGCUAUUGCAGUUAUUCUCGCCUUUGUCAUGGGGGCAGUUUUCUCAGGAAUAAUUGUUUACUGUAUAUGUGAUCACCGGCGCAGAGACAUUGAUGUAGGCCAAAGCAAAGAGAAAGACUUGCCUCGUUCUCGCAGGGGUUCUAUGGCCAGUGUCACAAAGCUCGGUGGGCUGUUUGAUGCUCAGACAAAGGAACCAAAACCAGAAGCGCUGCUGACUCCUCUGAUGCAUAACGGUAAAAUAGUAACGCCGAAUGGCACAACGAAGAUGCUGAUAAAAGCUGACCAGCAUCACUUGGACCUGACAGCUCUGCCCACUCCAGAGUCAACACCAACAUUGCAGCAUAAACGAAAGCUCAGCCGUGGGAGCAGCCAGUGGGAAAGGAACCAGAACCUAAUCAAUGCCUGCACAAAAGAUCUGGCAUCCAUGGGAUCGCCAGUGAUCCCCAUGGAUCUUCCUCUCCAUGCUUCUCCCAACCACAUUCCAAGUGUUGUGGUCCUCCCAACAACUCAACAGAGUUUCCAGCAUGAAUAUGGGGAUCAAGGAAUCCGACCCAUGGAACAAAUUACUAUUGAAGAUCAGAACGCCACACUGGAAUACAGGAGUAUGAAAAGCCCCUGUCACGGAUUAGUUGCAAACCUUGAUCAGGUGCCACCUAAAGUUCCUCAGAGAGAAGCCUCACUUGGAUCCACUAAUUCCGGGCUGCCUCAGAAUGCUCUGGGCAAGCGACUAGAUGUUCCUUCUCCUUCAUAUGCAAUGGAAUAUAAGAGAAACUAUCCCAGCAAUUCAUUGCAAAGAAAUCCUCAAUCAUCUGCAUUCAAAAGAAACCAUAAUACUAACUCUUCCAAUUCCUCUCACCUUUCUAGGCACCAGAGUUUUAACAGAGGAGAGAAUCCCCCUCCUGCACCACAAAGAGUAGACUCUAUGCUAGUGAAUGCAGGUCAGUCUCAGACACAGGCCAGGAGAUCUAGCAUCACUGCACCAUACAACUCUCUGCCAAGAUCUGGGGUCAAACGCACACCCUCCAUAAAACCAGAUGUUCCACCAAAACCCACGUUUGUUCCCCUUUCAGCUUCCAUCAAGCCAAAUGACACAUGUACAUAGUCACAGUGGGAGGUAGAAAAUGAUCUGGACCCUGCUUCCUGAGUCAGUGCUUUGCAACUGCAACACUAGAUUUGUGUUUUUUUAAAAAGCUGUUGUUAAGCUGAGGAUAUUUAUCCCUUCUCCCUGGGAAAAGUGGAAUAUUUUCUUACGACUGCUGCAACUACUGAACUCAGCGUUUGAAAGACGGGGUUAGCAGCUAUUGGACUUCUGUCAAAGGGGGUUAAUGAUUGAUGCACAUGAACAGGAUGGUGGAAUGAUGAGCCAAAAGCACAAAACUGUGGCAAACAUGUAAUGUCUCCUUGACUCUGCAGCAUAUUACUCUCUAGGGAGAUGAGUUUUAAAAACAAAGCACUGAAGAAGGUGGCUCAGACUUAACAUUAGCUGAAGUUUACUGUUUGCAGAUACUGUGAAAUGCCUCUCAGUGUUACAUCCGCUUAAGCAGCAGAUAUCUGCCAUUUAGGCAGGGCUUUGGCCUACAUCUCUGCUAUUGUCCUUCUUGUAAUGAUUAAUGUGACUAUUAACACUAAUAGCUCCUGGUAUUUAUUAUUUAAGUGCUAUUUCAAAACAUGACUGACUCCUUCAAAUGAAUUUAUGGAUAUCUCUUUAAAAAGAAUCAGAAGUCUAAAAUGUAAUGUUUGUAAUUAUUUAAGUCAAGUCAAUUAACUGGAGACAUUCAAUGCUUUUUUAAAGUAACCGUCCACUAACAAUAUGGAGGUGGAAAACUGAGCUCAGCGUUUCUACUCAGCUGCUGAUAGGGUUAUCAUAGUGCUUGGGGAGGGGAGAAGAAAAGAAAAGGAGGGGGAUAUUUAUUUUAUUGUGAAAGGUUCAUUUCAUGAUCCAUGACGAGCUGAAAGGAGGGAGUGCAUCAAUGAAAAUGCUCAGAUUUGUUCCCCUGAGGACUAGGAGAGGGAGGGAAAGAAACUCUGAUAUCAUGCACACAGGUGGAAUCACCAUCUAUUAUGAAGAGGAUGUAUGAGGAUUAAACAGUCCUGUUAGUUUUGUCAGUAAUUGAUAUUUGCAAUGCAGGCACCGGCACAUCAUGUGCGAGCCAACUCAAUUUGUGCAAAAUGGCACAGCAAAUGAUAGUAAUGGAUGGAGUGUGCUGAAAGGCAAGCUGUUACCAUGCAUAAAUCAUACUCCUAUCAUGUUGAUUCGACUGGGAAUACAUCUGUGUGACAAGUCUCUUCUUCCAUGUGUAAAUUUGUGCCUUACAACAUCAUGUGUACAUUUCUAGCUAGUAAUCUGCAAAUGUUACCCCCACACCCCACCCCCAUUUAAAAAUAAAUCUAUUUCUGCUAAAUAUUUUGAUCCCAUUUGGAAAGAUUGCUCCCUAAAAGGAUGUAUAAGUUCUGACUCCUCAAUCUGCAGAGAAAUCAUAUUUGAUGAAUCAUCUCAUAGUCGUGCCAAUCUUGCCCUCCCCACACCGUGUAAUUGCAGAAAAUUUGAAACGCAUCCACAUUUCUGAGAGUGUUCCUUUUCAUUUUUACUUUAUUUCAGCACUGUAAUAUGAUGUAUUCCCAUCGACUAAUUCAGAAAAACAGAUGUGCUUUAAUAAUGUUUUUACUUGUGACCGGUGGGCAAUUGCUAUGAUGUGAUAAGUUAUCCAAUUGGCUAGUGCCUCAGUUGAAGGCACCAAAAAACCUACAUUGUAAAUGUUAAUGAAUUUGCAAGGCAGUCUUAAAGCAGGCUGGUUCCUGCUGGAGUAACACUGCUAUAAUAUUAUGUAGCCAGAAGGAUAGUGAAAACCUUUUGGCACAAUUGUUUCUAAUUAUUGUUUUUCUUUUACAUUUUCAGUUUAUCAUGCACGCUGAAUAGAAUGUUUUUACCUGUUAAAUAAUUGUCAACACAUUGUAGAAUUAAGGUUUUUAUCUAUUGAGCUGUAUGAAUUUUCUUUUUUAAAUUUUUUUUUUACUUAUUUGUUUUUGCAGUUUUCUUUUCCUCAAUUGGACACUUAACUUGCAAGUUGGCUAGUCUUUAGAAUGGUAGCUGGAUAAUUCCAGAAGGAACUAGACCAAAGUUUGUAACAAGGGUGCAUACACAUUCUACUUCCUCCAUUUCAUUACUCCAUUAUGGUGACUAGCGUUGAUGCAUUCCUUCAAAACAGUUUUUUUUUUAAAGUUAACUGCAUAUGUUGCAAGCAAAUGAUAUGUUUGGUGUUUUCAUGCCUUUUUUUAUGAUCAUGCUAUGUGAUUGUUUAUAAGUUAACUCAGAGUGCAAUUUUAAUAUGGUUUUAGGAUUUUAACUUGAGAAAUUCACCAUAAUACUUUUUAUGCAAAAAGAGUCCUGAUAUGUUCACAUUGAGAGGCCAAUAUAGUAUUCACAAGAAUUGAAUUGAUUCAAAAUGUAAUGCCCUGAGAUAAAUGAAUAAUAGUAUGCUGUUUGGUCCCUAUUUUUUUUCUGGCAGAUUUUUUUUUAUGGACCCCUCUUUGCCCCUUUGCGUGCCUUUGAAGCUCACCCUUGAUAUACACUCUUAGAUACAACAGUUGUGUAAUAUGUAAAAUAUUGUGAUGUUGACACAAUCUCCUUCCUUCAGCUCCACAUCCCUAACAUCCAAUUCACAACUUCAAUGUAUGUUGUAAAAAAAAGACUUUAAUUAUUACAUAAUGUAAUAAACAGACUGUUCUGCUGUA
This is a messenger RNA of Carcharodon carcharias (great white shark), 5901 nucleotides long. It is a transcript of the gene sema6a, whose product is annotated as sema domain, transmembrane domain (TM), and cytoplasmic domain, (semaphorin) 6A. Gene Ontology annotation, molecular function: semaphorin receptor binding; chemorepellent activity. The record is from RefSeq and is a predicted model, not a curated record. NCBI's taxonomy places the organism in Eukaryota, Metazoa, Chordata, Chondrichthyes, Lamniformes, Lamnidae. Gene Ontology annotation, biological process: negative regulation of axon extension involved in axon guidance; negative chemotaxis; positive regulation of neuron migration. Bases 173 to 3271 code for a protein of 1032 amino acids. The transcript is spliced from 21 exons.